GCUGAAUUCGUCAGAACUUCAGUUCAUCACUUUUAUUUCAUUGAUUAUGAUAGUAUGACGAUGCAACUAAAUAACAUCAGCUGUAAUGGCAAUGAAGACAACGUGUUAAAAUGUCGCAUGAAUACGAUUGGUUAUCAUCACUACUUUGACGGAGACGACAUCAGUGUAAAUUGUCAAGGAGGUAUUCGACUGUCUAAUUAUGAUCAUGGUCGUUUAGAAAUUUUGAUGAAUAGGAAAUGGGGAACAGUGUGUGCUGAUAAGUUUGAUGUAAAUGUUGCCAUGGUAGUUUGUAGACAGCUUGGAUUCCUAUGGCAGAAGGCUGAAGUCAUAACAACGCACGCUAUUGCUAAUGAUAGUGUGCCAAUUCACCUGGACGCCAUCAGCUGUGAUGGAACUGAAGACAACGUGUUAAAAUGUCGCAUGAACACGUUUGGUAUGCAUGACUGCUCUCACACAGAAGACAUAAGUGUAAAAUGCCAAAGUUACAGCAACCAAGGAGGUAUACCCAUUCGACUGUCAAACUAUGAUCAUGGUCGCUUAGAAAUUUUGAUACAUAAAAGAUGGGGAACAGUUUGUGAUGAUAAUUUUACUGUAAAUGCUGCCAUGGUAGUUUGUAGACAGCUUGGAUUUCCAUGCUAUUUGUAG
Molecule: messenger RNA, 645 nt
Organism: Mytilus californianus (California mussel)
Lineage: Eukaryota; Metazoa; Mollusca; Bivalvia; Mytilida; Mytilidae
Product: neurotrypsin-like
Exons: 5
Coding region: 55-645 (196 amino acids)
Biological process (GO): peptidyl-lysine oxidation
Cellular component (GO): membrane
Molecular function (GO): protein-lysine 6-oxidase activity
Source: RefSeq, a predicted model, not a curated record